Molecule: messenger RNA, 285 nt
Organism: Miscanthus lutarioriparius
Lineage: Eukaryota; Viridiplantae; Streptophyta; Magnoliopsida; Poales; Poaceae
Source: the annotation of a GenBank genome assembly
AUGAACCAGCAGCAGCCGGCGACCGGAAACUUCACAAAGUUCUUCAAGCCGAUGCUGAGUGACACGGUAGCGCAAGUUCUCUCCACGACGAAGCACUACGCUGCAAUCCGUAUGGGCACGAAUGAUGGGAGCACCACUGUUCCACAGCUCUACUGCUUGGCACAGUGCGCUCCUGACCUGGUUCAAGAUAUCUGCUACAACUGCAUCCAAAAUUUCAGCGACCUGGCCACAGCCAACUUCGCCGGGCGGCGAGGGGGCGUGUUCUUGGUCUGCGGUGCAGUUUGA